Ogataea philodendri is the source of this 696-nucleotide messenger RNA. RefSeq lists its product as uncharacterized. NCBI's taxonomy places the organism in Eukaryota, Fungi, Ascomycota, Pichiomycetes, Pichiales, Pichiaceae. The transcript is spliced from 2 exons. Bases 1 to 696 code for a protein of 231 amino acids. The record is from RefSeq and is a predicted model, not a curated record.
AUGACCAGCACGUUAAUGUUUGUCAAGAUCUUGUUAAUUCCAGGCUUUGGCUGUUGCUUGAUUUUCAACGCCGAAGCAACGUCUUCCUUUUUAGGGCCCUUUUUCGAUGAAAGCGACUUAACAGACGCGGAGGUAGUCUCCGAGACCUCGGACGACUUCUCUGCUGUGUCUGCAGAAGCAGGCUCAUCAAAUGUUGGCGUCCUACCAGGGGUUCCUGUAUUAUUCGAGUGCUGCGAAGAAGGAGACUUGCUGCCAUUUCUUGUUCCUCUUGGGAAUAAGAUCACUGUUGAAGACGACUGCCCGUUUUCGUGCACCGAUCCCUUGCCAAAUCUCGUGAUGUCUCUUGAUGACGGUUCAGGGAUUCUAUCGGCAAUCGACGGUUCAGGGUGGUUCAACAGUGACGACUUGGAGGCAGGAAUCGGGAUCGGAGACACCGGGAUUGUGUGUAGACUGGCCAUUUCGGCGACGGAGCCCGUCUGUCGGAGUUUUGGAACCUUGUUUGACAAGUUGGUGCUGCUGGAACGACUCAUUAGAGUUUUGGGAGGCAACGAGGAAGGUUGCGAGGCAAGUGGCGAGCCCUGGUACGUGUGCUCUCUUGGAGGCUGGUGGGGCUGGAGGUUGAACGAAUUGGCCACAGGCGAGCUCUGGGAGGGAAUUUCAAGUUUGAGAAUUAAUUCGGAUGGGUCAAAUUGCUGA